UGUUCGAAUGAAAAGUUUUCGAAUUUAAGCCCGUAAGUGAAUUAAAACCAAGUGGUAAUAAAAAAAAAUAAGGAUAUACCAACAGAACUUUUGCCUCAGCUAGUAAUAUAAUUGAUAUAAUAUCUACCUAAAUCACGAAAAGUAUUUUUAACACAUGGACAGCGAUUGAGUAAUAUCUUAUCUAACAGAUAGGCCAGGCUUAAUCAGAGUAUGUCACAGAUAUCAGUCUUGUGCAGACAGACAAAAUCAAUUAAAUAUGAGCGGUGUUUACGUUGUGGAUUCUGAUGACGCGAUUCAAGUCAGCGAUGGUGGCGGAGGGGUCAUGGUAUCCGACAACAAUGGUGGAGGGGUUAUGGUUUCCGACAACAAUGGUGGAGGGGUCAUGGUAUCGGACAACAACGGUGGAGGGGUCAUGGUAGCUGACAACAAUGAUGGAGGGGUUAUGGUAGCUGAUAACAAUAACGGCGGGGUCAUGGUAGCUGACAACAACGAUGGAGGUGUCAUGGUAGUUGACAAUUAGGCGUCAACAUAGUCUAUUCGAAAGUCAUGUGAAUGAAUAUUGGAGGUGGAGUGCGAUAGUGAAAAUAACGCUUAUUUUUCGUUAAAAAUGUACUGAUUUUUCAAUAAAUUACUAUAAAUUUAUAGUUAUUAUUUUAUUAAUACUAUCACUGUUUUCUAGCAUGGUGAUUUCUUUUUACGUUAAAGUACCAUCAACUUAUACACCAAUGGGUGUAGCUUAUUAAGGUAUAACUUAGGCUAUUUUGUUAAAUAAUGCAAUAACAUGUCUAUGGAUAAAACCACUUAACUGUUUUUGAAAAUAGUUUCUUUUUA
This is a messenger RNA of Zerene cesonia (dogface butterfly), 831 nucleotides long. RefSeq names its product translation initiation factor IF-2-like. NCBI's taxonomy places the organism in Eukaryota, Metazoa, Arthropoda, Insecta, Lepidoptera, Pieridae. The coding region runs from base 257 to 520 and encodes 87 amino acids. The record is from RefSeq and is a predicted model, not a curated record. The transcript is spliced from 2 exons.